AUGGUGGCAGCAACGACGACGAGCGCGAAGCGUCAGGACGGCCGCGCGGGCAACGAACUGCGGCCACUGGCGUCGGAGCAGGGCGCGCUCUUCCGUGCUGAUGGAUCGGCACGCAUGUCGCAUGGCAGUAGCACCGUGUUGGCUGCAGUGUACGGCCCUGGCCAAGCCCGCAAUUGGCGCAGCGAGCAGACCGAUCGAGCUACUCUGGACGUGUGUUUCAAGCUGGAGAAGGGCGUGUCGACGUCCAAGGAGAAGGAGUACGAGCAGAUCAUCCGCGAGACGUUCGCGCCCGUGGUGCUCACGAAGAAUUUCCCUCGUGCAGUUAUCAGCAUCGUGGUGCAAGUUAUUCAGGACAAUGGCUCGAUAUCCUUUCCACGACUUCACCUCCUUGCAGUUGCGAUCAACGCGGUGUGUUUGGCCCUGAUUGAUGCGGGAAUUCCGAUGAUCUCGGUCAUCACGGCGUCUUCGUGCGGGAUUUCAGCCGACGGCAGUUUGAACUUGGACCCGACAUCGGUGGAAGAAGAGGCAUCUGUGUCAUGGGUAACCGCUGCGCGGUCUAGUACAAGCGACGGUGUCCUGACUUGCAUCACCAAUGGCUUAUUGUCCGAAGAGCAGUUUUUUGCAUGUUCGGAGGCAUGUCAACGGGCAUCUGAGAGUGUGGCGGCCUUCUUCCGCAUCGUCCAAGAGAAGAAGCACCAAAUCGAGCCCACCAGUCAGUAA
This is a messenger RNA of Peronospora matthiolae, 720 nucleotides long. NCBI's taxonomy places the organism in Eukaryota, Oomycota, Peronosporomycetes, Peronosporales, Peronosporaceae. The record is from the annotation of a GenBank genome assembly.